AUGUUUUGGACGCUGCAUCUGUUGUGGGCUCUGCUGCUCCACGCCACAGGUACCUUGGCUGAUGUUGUCCUCAACCAGAGUCCAAUUUCUGACCCAGUUUCUGUUGGUCAGACCGCCCAGUUGAAGUGUGUGCUGCAGAAAGGUAUUGUGGACAGUUACGACAUGCGUUGGUACAGACAGAGUGUCGGAGAAACCCCGCAGUUUGUGCUCCAGCACAAGGCGGAUGGCGCAAUACACAGAGGCACCGGCUUCACUGACCGUUUCCAACCUUCUCGAAACUCCUCCACUAACAGUUACAUCCUAACCAUCAGAAACGUGGUCUCUGAUGAUUUUGCCAUCUAUUACUGUGAAGUGUGGGGAUACAUCUUCGGAGGUGGAACUGCCCUGAAUGUUCGGAGUAGCGAUGAUCGGAAACCAUCUGUACUUCUGCUUCCACCUUCCCCAGAACAAAUAGACACGGGAUCAGCCACUCUGUCCUGUCUGGUGAGUCGCUUUAAGCCGGGCCUAGUGCAGGUCCUCUGGAGCGUGGAUGGGAAAGAGACAGACAGUGGGGUGACCACAAGCGCAGUGUCCCCAGACAGUGAUCAAAGCUACAGCCUGAGCAGUUACCUGACAGUCCCGGCCACUGAUUGGAAGAAAGGUUCCAGAUAUUCCUGCAGUGUGAGGCACGGAUCACUGACCUCGCCUCUCCUCAACACCAUCAGCUCCAGCGACUGCUCGCUCUGA
Messenger RNA from Stegostoma tigrinum, 726 nucleotides. Its product is annotated as immunoglobulin lambda-1 light chain-like. The coding region runs from base 1 to 726 and encodes 241 amino acids. The record is from RefSeq and is a predicted model, not a curated record. NCBI's taxonomy places the organism in Eukaryota, Metazoa, Chordata, Chondrichthyes, Orectolobiformes, Stegostomatidae. The transcript has 3 exons.